AUGAACCACCCAUCACCUGCUAAUGCUUCUACUACAGUCCAUGUUAUUGAAGUAGAUUUUGAAUUUCUCUUUCCAACUCAACCCUCUACCUUAGAAUCAGAAAAGCUCACUAAAACAUAUUCUCAUGAUGUCUCUCUACCUCAUCAACCAUCAAAAGUUUCCAAUUCCACCAAAUCUCAGGUUGAGGGGGAACCAUCUUUGAAUUAUUCUAUUCCUAAAGAUGAUAUCAUAAAAAAGCUUGAUGAAAACACCACCUGUCUACACUCAUAUCAAAAAUACAUCCAAGGAACUACUUUGUCUCCCAAAAGGAAAAGUAAGCACUCAGAUCAUGCAUCAAAGAAGUCGGCAAAGAAGAAGAAGCGAUCAAAGCCAGAUCAACCGCCUUUUAUCCCAUCUCCACAUGUAUCUGAAGAUAACAUUAGAGAAGAUUUAGAGGAGCCCACAUAUUCUCUUAAAUCUGGUAUAACCUCUAGGUCAUUUCCUUUCUUAGAUUCCUUAUUUCAAGCACCAUCUGAUUAUGUCGAAUCAUCUUCCCCAUCUCCAGUUUCACCAGCAUGCUUUCAGUCGGAUAUAGAAGGUCCAAGCAAUCAUGUCUCCUUGGAUUAUGAUUCACUUGAGGACGAUGAUCAAGACGGUGAAAAGAAAUCCAAACUUCAAGAUCUUCCUAUACACUCUCCAGUACAAGAUAAUCAGGAUGAGAAUACUCCAAUGCAAACGAUAGACAUACCUUCCAAUGAAGGACUGAUAGUCGAUGAUGAGCGAAAUGACAUGUCAAUUGUCCUACACUCCAAAGCAAAUACUAGGACACACAAGUGGAAAAACUAA
Messenger RNA from Lactuca virosa, 825 nucleotides. The record is from the annotation of a GenBank genome assembly. Lineage: Eukaryota; Viridiplantae; Streptophyta; Magnoliopsida; Asterales; Asteraceae.